Messenger RNA from Scomber japonicus (chub mackerel), 430 nucleotides. Its product is annotated as histone H3. Bases 20 to 430 code for a protein of 136 amino acids. Lineage: Eukaryota; Metazoa; Chordata; Actinopteri; Scombriformes; Scombridae. Gene Ontology annotation, cellular component: nucleosome. The record is from RefSeq and is a predicted model, not a curated record. The transcript has a single exon. Gene Ontology annotation, molecular function: protein heterodimerization activity; structural constituent of chromatin; DNA binding.
AUCAGAGAAACGAGAAGCAAUGGCAAGAACCAAGCAGACCGCUCGUAAGUCCACCGGAGGUAAAGCUCCCAGGAAGCAGCUGGCUACCAAGGCUGCCCGUAAGAGCGCCCCGGCCACCGGCGGAGUGAAGAAGCCUCAUCGUUACAGGCCCGGUACCGUGGCUCUCAGAGAGAUCCGUCGUUACCAGAAAUCCACCGAGCUGCUGAUCCGCAAGCUGCCCUUCCAGCGUCUGGUCAGAGAAAUCGCUCAGGAUUUCAAGACCGACCUGCGCUUCCAGAGCUCCGCCGUCAUGGCUCUGCAGGAGGCCAGCGAGGCUUACCUGGUCGGCCUGUUCGAGGACACCAACCUGUGCGCCAUCCACGCCAAGAGGGUCACCAUCAUGCCCAAAGACAUCCAGCUGGCCCGCCGCAUCCGCGGAGAGAGAGCUUAA